Gorilla gorilla gorilla (western lowland gorilla) is the source of this 1727-nucleotide messenger RNA. RefSeq lists its product as uncharacterized. The coding region runs from base 474 to 1010 and encodes 178 amino acids. Lineage: Eukaryota; Metazoa; Chordata; Mammalia; Primates; Hominidae. The record is from RefSeq and is a predicted model, not a curated record. The transcript is spliced from 3 exons.
AAAACCUCCUGAAACCUAGGUCUGGCCUUCAGGGAAUCUGAUUCCUUGGUCUGGGGUAUGGCCUGGGCAUCUCCUGAAGCUCACCAGGUCACACAGAGGUGUAGCCCCAGCUGGGAACCACUGACCCAGGCUCAGUUCCUGAAUUUCUGUGACCUCUUCCAUGGCAGCCCCUCUCAGGCCCCUGGUGUGAGGUCUUUCUUUUGCUUCUGGCUUCUGAGAGUUUCCUUUCCUGAUUCCAGGCUGGGCUCUGUUUUGUCUGGUGGGUGUUUUUUGCCACUGCCGUUGUGUUAGUGGCAUCCAGGUCUCUGGAUUACUGCAUGCUUGCAGUGGGAGGAAAGGCCUGUCUACCAUGUUCUCUGCCUCCCCUUCAUGCUCUGUGAGGAGAGGGGCCUUGUCUGGCAUGUUCACCGAGGCAUUCCUGACCACUAGAACUGUGCUUGGCACAGAGUAGGCACUUAAUAAACUCCUGCUGCAUGAACAAAAGAACAAGUGUGGAUGCUUCAAAGGAAGACUUGCACCUGGCUGACCCCCAGAGUGGGGAAGGGGUCCCACCUAAUAGGAAGAACACCAAGACUUCCCCAAGAGGAGAAGGAAUGGCUCCCCCUUUCUCGGCGAGGCCAUGUGUCUGGACCCUGUGUGAGAUGCUUUCUAUACUAGCCCUUGUUGGGGUGUUGCACCCAUUUUACAGAUCAAACAACCAAGUUUAUGAGAAAUUAAAGACUCAUUUAAGAUGCCAAAGCUCACGAGUGGAUAGUUUGAUGCUGAAGCCAACACUGUUAACACCAUCUCAGCUCAAAAGCCCUGAAGGCCACUUAAUUCUACCAACAUUCAACCAUCUUGUCAUAAGACACAUGCUCGACCCAAAGCAGAUAUUCUGUGUAGCUGAUGUGUGUACAGAUUGCAAAUUCAAUUGCGGAAGCAUAGAGAGGCACCAGAAGAGGCAUCUUAUGAGAGUCAGCCAGAACUGGGAACAUUUAAUAAGAUACAGAAACCAGAUUUGCUUGAGCUGAAUGCUGGAUCGCCAUGGCAACCUUCCUUUGGAGGUUAUCCAAGUCAGGUAGUGACAGCAAAGCUGAGUUAAAGGUCACCCCUGCUGAGAAAGAUGGGCAUUGAUAAAGGAUUUUAACAAGACCCAGAGGAGCUGGUAUUUGGAAGCUACCUACAGAGGAUCGACAAGGCCCUAGGAAUGGGUGGCAAACAACAUCGGGAAGAGGGGUCCAUCCUGCAGGGGCUUCCAUCAGAGCCCCGACCUCACCCUUCAGAUCGGGAGCUCCAGCCUUCACCAGAAGCUGAGAUUGGAGCUGUUCGUAAUUGUUCAAUGGAAGGGUGAACAACCAUUUUAACCAGGCAUCCAGAUGGGAAAGAAAUACACUUAUGCCACUCUACACCCAAGACACGCAUUCCUGAAAAGUUCUGAACAAGCCAAAUGCUUGAAAAUGGAACAGCCUUGACCUUCUUUAUCACUCCAGAAAUGCUUUAUUUAAUCUUUUUUCUAUUGGAGCAUCACUUUAAAACCUCAAAGUUGAGAAGGCUUUUCUUUGCGUGAUGCUGAAGCCAGAAGCCUUCAAGGAAACAACAUAAAUAUAAAUAUCUCUGUGGCCAGUCUCUACAAAAAUACAUAAAAAUGAAUUUUAAGCAUAAUAAAAUGUGAAAAAUUGCCCAACUUUCCUCGCAAAUGAGUAAAAGCCAAUUUAAAUGAUAAGAAAUGAAUAAAUGCACAUUAAAGC